Messenger RNA from Didymella exigua CBS 183.55, 1920 nucleotides. RefSeq lists its product as uncharacterized. Gene Ontology annotation, biological process: phosphatidylcholine biosynthetic process. The record is from RefSeq and is a predicted model, not a curated record. The coding region runs from base 194 to 1663 and encodes 489 amino acids. The transcript is spliced from 4 exons. Lineage: Eukaryota; Fungi; Ascomycota; Dothideomycetes; Pleosporales; Didymellaceae.
UUCGUCGCGAUAGAGUCUGACCAUCUACCCCUCUCCUCCGCGCCCCUCGCACCGUCUGUCGCAUCGCCUCUCGCGCCGCCUCUCGCGCCGCCUCUCGCACCGCCGCGCCGCCUCUCGCACCGCCGCGCCGCCCCUCGCACCGCCGCGCUGCGCCGCCUCUCGCCCCGACAUCGUCCCCUCGCACCUGCCCGCCAUGGCCUCCCACGACCCCCGGCCCAGCUCGGAGCCGCCAGCACCCACGUCGACGCCCGGCCUGUCGCGCUCCAACUCGGUCUCCAACAGCUCAUACCACGAUGACUCGGAAGACGACACGGCCUUCUUCCCGCCCGUCGAGCGCCUGACCGUGUUCGACUUCAUCGAGAACAUGGCCCUCACCGAGCGGUUCGACAAGCUGCAGGCCUCCAUCUCCUCCCAGACCGCUAGGCUCAAGAGCCAGGCCAAGGGCCGCGGCAUCACCCGAGACCGCGUCGUCGACGAGUGGCGCAGGCGCGUGCCCACCGAGGGCGAGCAGCUCGAGCGCUACAAGAGGCGCGUGCGCAAGUCGGUCGACCGUCUCAACGCUCGCUUCAACGACUCUCUGACCGUGACCGCACGCGAAAAGGCCUCCUUCAUCGCCGCCGUCCUGAACAUCUUCGUCUCGGGCUACCUCGUUGGCCUGCAUCCCGACUACUUUCCCCACUGGUACACGGCCCAGCUCCUCUGGUUCAUGCCCAUCCGCUACCACACCUACCACAAGAAGGGCUACCACUACUUCCUGGCCGACCUGUGCUACUUUGUCAACAUCCUCGCCGUCCUCAGCAUCUGGGUCUUCCCCCAGUCGAAGCGCCUGUUCAUCUCCACGUACUGCCUGAUCAUGGGCAACAACGCCAUCGCCAUCAUCAUGUGGCGCAACUCGCUCGUCUUCCACUCCAUGGACAAGGUCGUCAGUCUCUUCAUCCACAUCAUGCCCUGCGUCACGCUCCACUGCAUCGUGCACCUCCUCGCGCCCGACUUGCAGAAGGAGCACUACCCAGCCAUCUACGCCAUCCGCCACUCGGUCCCCUCGGACCCGCACCACUACACCCUCCCGCAGAUGAUGCUCUGGGCCACCAUCCCCUACGCCGUCUGGCAGCUGACCUACCACUUUCUCAUCACCGUGCGCCGCCGCGACAAGAUUGCCGCCGGCCGCCCCACCAGCUUCACCUGGCUGCGCAAGUCGUACGCAAAGACGUGGAUCGGCAAGUUUGUCCUCUCGCUCCCGGCCUUUCUGCAGGAGCCUGCCUUUAUGGCCAUCCAGUACUCGUACGCCGUCCUCACCAUGCUGCCCGCCCCGCUGUGGUUCUGGUACCGCUGGGCCAGCGGCGGCUUCCUGACCGUCGUCUUCAUCUGGAGCGUCUACAACGGCGCCACCUUUUACAUUGACGUCUUUGGCAACCAGUUCAAGAAGGAGCUCGACGCCCUCAAGGCUGACAUUGCAAAGUGGCAGGCGAGCCCCGACGCUGGCCUCACGCCCUACACGUCCUUUGAGGCCGGUGCUGAGAAGCAGCUGGGCUACAUUCCUCUCGACGGCAGCACCGCCGUGAAGCCUGCUGCCGAGGCUGAGAAGCAGCUGGGCUGCAUUGCUCCGCUGGAGGGCAGCACCGCCGUGAAGCCUGCCGACGGCGCCGCCGAGAAGCGCAAGUAGAAUUGUACGCAUUGUACGGCAUUUGUUUAUCCAUUUUAUCCAUUUUAUUCCAUUCGCAGUACCGCGCUUCUCUCGCUUCCCUCGCUUCCUCGCUUCCCUCGCUUCCUACAUGUACCCUUUCCUCGCCAUCCACCAUGUCAUGGUUUGCGAAUCAUCUCACAGCAGGCGUUCUCAUCUUCUCCACCGUCUCUUCCCUCGGGCGCCAAUCUAACUACUCGCCGUCCCCCCUCAGACACCAUCUAACUACUCGCAGUCCC